CUGGCUGGGAAUAAGUCUCAUCUUGUACUUUCAUGCACUUGCUGCUGAGUUAUUACAAGAGUUUUGCAGAUUUUUUUGAAGUGUGAUUUGUGUGGGCUUUUUUGGACUAUCUGCUUUUACACCUGCAGACAUGAUCCAGGAGAUUGGUGGACAAGAUAAUCCAACAUUUGAGAUAGAAGAUGGCAAUCAUUACCAUAUCAUGUCUUCAUAUGACACCAAACUCCCAGGAGCCGAUAAAAAGCAAAAAGAAUGUGCAAUUGACAAUGAUCGGAACAAACUUGCAUACACUGUGACUGAUGUACCCCCCUGGUAUCUCUGCAUAUUUUUGGGCAUUCAGCAUUACCUGACUGCACUGGGUGGUAUUGUUGCAAUUCCUUUGAUUCUUUCCAAAGAACUCUGCUUGACACAUGACCCAUUGACUCAAAGUCACUUGAUCAGCACCAUUUUCUUUGUUUCAGGAAUCUGCACCUUACUCCAGGUUGUCUUUGGCGUCAGGCUGCCAAUCCUACAAGGGGGAACCUUUGCUUUUUUGACCCCAACUUUAGCCAUGCUUUCAUUACCAAAAUGGCAAUGCCCUGAUUGGACGCAGAAUGCAAGCAUGGUGAAUGCUUCAUCACCUGUGUUUGUGGAGCUUUGGCAAUCACGUAUACGAGAGGUUCAAGGAGCCAUUAUGGUAGCUUCCUGUUUUCAAAUAUUUGUAGGAUUUUCUGGACUAAUUGGGUUUCUCAUGAGGUUUAUUGGCCCUUUAACAAUUGCUCCAACCAUUACCCUCAUUGGUUUGCCUCUCUUUGAGUCCGCUGGUCGAGAUGCAGGAAGUCACUGGGGCAUUUCUGCUAUGACAACUUUCUUUAUAGUUUUGUUUUCUCAGUACCUGAGGAAUGUUCCUUUGCCUAUACCCUCCUACAGCCGUAAUAAGAAGUGUCAUUUCUCCAAAAUUUACCUCUUCCAGAUCUUUCCAGUGCUGCUUGGGAUUGCCAUCUCUUGGCUGAUUUGUUUCAUAUUAACUGUCACAAAUGCACUUCCUUCCAAUCCUGAAACCUAUGGGUAUUUUGCUCGGACUGAUGUCAAAGGGGAUGUUCUUUCCCAGGCGCCGUGGUUCCGCUUCCCAUACCCAGGACAAUGGGGACUCCCAACAAUAAGCCUAGCUGGAGUAUUUGGGAUUUUAGCCGGUGUGAUAUCAUCGAUGGUUGAGUCAGUUGGAGAUUACCAUGCCUGUGCCCGACUCUCUGGGGCACCGCCACCACCAAAACAUGCUAUAAACAGAGGCAUAGGAAUAGAAGGGAUCGGCUGUCUAUUGGCCGGGGCUUGGGGCACUGGGAAUGGGACCACGUCCUACAGUGAAAAUGUUGGAGCUCUGGGAAUAACCAGGGUUGGGAGCCGGGCAGUGAUUAUUUCUGGAGGGAUAUUAAUGUUGUUGAUGGGUAUUUUUAGUAAAAUCGGGGCUGUGUUUGCCACUAUACCAACACCGGUUAUUGGAGGGAUGUUCCUUGUGAUGUUUGGAGUAAUAGCUGCAGUUGGAAUAUCUAAUUUGCAGUUUGCAGAUAUGAAUUCUUCCAGAAACAUAUUUAUUGUUGGAUUUUCAAUUUUUUCUGGUCUCACUAUUCCUAACUGGGUUAACAACAAUACAGAACUUUUACAAACAGGGAUAAUUCAACUGGACCAAGUGAUAUUGGUACUAUUAACAACUGGAAUGUUUGUAGGCGGAUUCUUUGGAUUUUUCCUUGAUAACACCAUUCCAGGUACCAAGGAAGAACGUGGGAUAUAUGCUUGGAAAGAAGUUCAUGGGGAGAUGUCUGAUGACUGCCCAGAUAUUGGAGAUGUUUAUGACCUUCCAUUUGGUAUUGGGACUCGAUUUUGCACAGCAUCAUGGCUCAAAUAUAUCCCUUUCUGUCCAAAGCCCGUAAAGCAAACCUCUGUUGAUGCUCAAGAAAUUGGGGAAGUUGACAAAUACAAAGAGACUGUGCACUGAGUUUUAUACAAAGAACAUGUAAAGGUCACUAAAGAGUUUUUACAGGGCUCUAAACUGCUAAAGUUUUGUACUUGACUAGAAUCAUUAGGCUAUUCAAUCCAUCCAAAAGUGUUUUAUAUUGUGCCACGAAACUUGUAAAUCCCACUUUCCUAUAGGUACAGUUUUUUUUUUUUUUUU
Messenger RNA from Pelobates fuscus (common spadefoot toad), 2146 nucleotides. RefSeq names its product solute carrier family 23 member 2-like. Gene Ontology annotation, cellular component: membrane. Lineage: Eukaryota; Metazoa; Chordata; Amphibia; Anura; Pelobatidae. The record is from RefSeq and is a predicted model, not a curated record. The transcript has 12 exons. Gene Ontology annotation, biological process: transmembrane transport. Gene Ontology annotation, molecular function: transmembrane transporter activity. The coding region runs from base 131 to 1969 and encodes 612 amino acids.